This is a messenger RNA of Fibroporia radiculosa, 2304 nucleotides long. RefSeq lists its product as uncharacterized. The transcript has 11 exons. The coding region runs from base 1 to 2304 and encodes 767 amino acids. NCBI's taxonomy places the organism in Eukaryota, Fungi, Basidiomycota, Agaricomycetes, Polyporales, Fibroporiaceae. The record is from RefSeq and is a predicted model, not a curated record.
AUGCAGGAUCAGAGAUUGCCGUCCAAAGGAAAGGCCCGGGACGAUACGCAUUGGCAGCUCGGCUGGUGGGAUAUACCUCACUCCCUUGAGGGCACACGCAGACCUCUUGUAUGGUCCAAGUCGUCCAUAAUCUUCACCGUCCACCCGACCGACCCUCUGAUUCUCGCGCAUCACUUUCCUUCAUCUCAAAGACAAUUUGUCUUGCCAUCUCCCACACCCGUCCAGGCUUCUCCCGCUUCUUACGAGCCCCCACCUAUUGUGUCUGUUUCGCCCGCGGAUGACUGGCUUUUUGCAUACUAUCCCGGACGAGACGUUGAUGGCAUUGGAUGCUUGUGGCAUAGAGAGGCAGAACUUGCAAGUUGGAGGGUUCAGGAAUGGUGGAGUUUUGCUCCUGGAACUAGUCCUGUGGUCGUGGAUUGGACAUCCUCGCAAAGAGAGUGGGUCGCCUUGGAUUCAAAUGCUUUCGUGCGUCUGCCGCCACGCGGCCCGAUGAUUCCUCCUGCCAGUGCAAUUCUCCUUCUGGUCACUCAAGACCACCAUGUCAAUAUAUGCCAAUUACCUCCACAUGUACCGUCUUUGAAGAUAUUGCGAGCCCCCUUGCUGCAAGCAAGCAAGACGACAGAAAGCGAACCGCCUGCGCUGGACGAUUCUGCCACAGGGCUCGGGGGCAGAAGCGUGUGCGUGAAGGCUGCUAUUUGUAUGAGCUACAAUGAGUCGUCUGUCCUAGUGGCCAUGCGCUCGCGCAUCCUUCCUUCGCAGGAUGCCAAUCAUGAACCGUAUCCGUCCAUGGAUCUAGAUCUGCCUCUCAACAUGUCCCAGCUCGGAUCAAUAUCAGAAGGGCCCUUCUCGCCAGAGUGGGACUCCUGGGGUGAUGAGUCCAUCAUCCACCUCUGUGAAGUGAAUCUUGUCAUGAAAGCCAAUGUAACGGGAGUGAUCACACGACCUAUUCGUCCCAUUUCUGGUGUCAGUCAGAAUAUCGCCGAUCUCACAUUUAUUUCUCUUCCCAUGAUUGGGUCUUCUCCUCCCAGUCAUCCUGAGACGAGCAAUAUAAGUCUGAAAGCUGGCAAGACUGGGCCGUUCUUGGUAGUGAGUAUACUUGAUUUUGGCGAUUAUUCUUCAGUACCAAAAUCUCGACUGGCGCUGUUUUCGUUUGCAAGAAAAGAGUCUCCACUGACCAGCAGUGGCAGUUCGACAUGGUAUGCAGAACAGAAAGGCGAUCGACCGUUUGUCGACAAGGUUCUUGCGUUUGUGCACCCAUCGCCAUCAAGGCAUGGAUUGCUCGUGGGACUCUUAGAUUUGAAUGGAGUAGCACAGCCCAGAAAGCGUACGACGGUGGGGGUUUCUAUGGGUCAGAUCCUAGUUUUGAAGUUGCCUGAUUUGUUGCCUGACGAUAAUUGGGAGGAAGUUCCAAUCAUCUGCAAUGUUUCAGGUGCAAGCCGUGAAGUUCCUGCUGGAUUGUCGUAUUCGCCAAACUUACGCCUACUAUGCAGCAUUCCGUCGUUUGCGCUGAUGACUUCUCACGUGUCGAUCCAUUCCCUACCACAGCCUUUUCACUCAAAUUCAUCUUCCCGGACGGUUGUGCAAGCCGUCAACGUCAAAGAUCUCUCAUGUUGCAUGACUGCUGCUCUUCUGUCAAGAAAUUCACCUUCCGAUGUUAUACACGUAUUGACUAAACAUGAUACUUCUAUUGACAUAGUUGUAGAGGUGCUGCAAUGUGUUUUGUCGCUUCUUAACGCUCAUCGACCAUCCGAACAUUGGAACGAGGAAGUGAUUGGUAUUGCUUCUGAGAUAUAUCUGUUGAAAUCUCGACGCGACGUCAGCGACGCAGACCGAGAAAAUCUCAUAGCGCGUUGGAAGGUAGCUCAUGACAUCUGUUCGUUCUCGGCAUGCUGUAGCGCGUUCGAAGCAUGUCAGAUAGUCAAAGGGUAUGAUCUUGAUGCCGUUUGGCGACUUGUCGGCAUGUCCAGCUGGUUCGUUGAAUUCAUGGAGGAUCUUUUAAAGGAGUGUGUCCUCUUUGGCCACGAGCCUAUUGUGUCAACAGCAACCGCAUCUCCGCUCUUUAUGCAUUUAGUCCAUCCUUACGCCCUCCAAAAAGUGCUGUCUCUACUAGCACAUGUCAAACGGUUCCGCGAUUUUAUUGCUGUUACCCCAGCGAAAGGUGAAAAUGCGCAGAUAGCGAAAGAUGUUCUCCUGGAUGUCUUCAGCUGUUCUGGAGUACAUCUGAGUCAGCUGAAUCAUGCCCUCGAUGAGGUUAUGCAGGAUCUCAGAUCUCUGGAAGGUAAGAGUCGUGAAGUUGUCCUGUAG